Hippoglossus stenolepis (Pacific halibut) is the source of this 2020-nucleotide messenger RNA. Its product is annotated as carnitine O-palmitoyltransferase 2, mitochondrial. Gene Ontology annotation, cellular component: mitochondrion. NCBI's taxonomy places the organism in Eukaryota, Metazoa, Chordata, Actinopteri, Pleuronectiformes, Pleuronectidae. The record is from RefSeq and is a predicted model, not a curated record. The transcript is spliced from 5 exons. The coding region runs from base 17 to 2020 and encodes 667 amino acids. Gene Ontology annotation, biological process: fatty acid beta-oxidation. Gene Ontology annotation, molecular function: carnitine O-palmitoyltransferase activity.
GGUAUUCACUUUCAAUAUGGCCAGUCUGCUUUCGGUGCAGUGCGUCGCCUCCCUGAGGAGAAGCGGAGGUCUGGCUCACCUCAGGACCACAGCACUGGGGGUCAGUAAGCGAAACUACAGCAAGAAAGAAGCGUCUCCCUCCGAGUACCUCCACCAAAGUGUGGUGCCGUCGAUGCACUACCAGAAGAGUUUACCCAGGCUACCCAUACCAAAGCUGGAGGACACUAUGAGGAGGUAUUUAGCUGCCCAGAGGCCUCUGUUGGAUGAUGACCAGUUCAGAACAACAGAGAAACUUGCACAGGAUUUCCAGAGUGGUGUGGGGAAACAGCUGCAUGAGGAAUUGGUAGCCCAGGAUAAAAGAAACAAGCACACAAGCUACAUCUCAGGACCAUGGUCUGAUAUGUACCUGUCUGCUCAUGACUCUGUGGUGCUGAACUUCAACCCCUUCAUGUCCUUCAAUCCGGACCCUAACACAGAGUACAAUAACCAGCUUGUACGGGCAACUAAUAUGGUGUGUUCAGCGGUUCGCUUCAUGAAAACACUUCGAGCUGGAUUACUGGAGCCUGAGGUUUUUCACCUAAACCCAGCAAAGAGUGACACAGACGGAUUCAAAAGGUUCAUCCGCUGGGUCCCGUCCUCUCUGUCUUGGUAUGGAGCAUACAUGAUGAAUGCUUACCCGCUGGACAUGUCUCAGUACUUUCGGCUCUUUAACUCAACUCGGAUUCCGAAAUGUGGGCGGGAUGAGCUCUUCACUAAUGAGAAAGGGCGACAUCUCUUAGUUAUGAGAAAAGGCAACAUGUAUAUGUUUGACAUUGUAGACAGAGAUGGGAAUUUAGUGAAGCCUGCAGAGAUCCAGUCCCACUUACAGUACAUUUUGUCUGAUCCGACACCAGCACCCGCCUUCCCUAUUGGGGUGCUGACCAGUGAGAACAGGGAUGUGUGGGCCGGGGUAAGGGAAAAACUGAUAGCUGCUGGAAACGCAGAGAAAUUAAAUCGUGUUGACAGCGCAAUUUUCUGUCUCAGCCUGGAUGAUGACAGCGUUCAAGAUCAUAGUCAUUUGUGCCGAAACAUGCUGCACGGUGAUGGCUGCAACCGGUGGUACGACAAGUCCUUCAGCAUAAUUCUCACCAAGGAUGGACAGGCAGCCGCUCAUUUGGAGCACUCAUGGGGCGAUGGCAGAACUAUGCUCCGCUUUCAGAAUGAGAUCUUCAAAGACACCACGGAGCAGCCACUGGUGCACCCAGGCUCUGUUGCUGCUGCUGUAGAUUCGGCCUCUGCUGUGCGCAGACUGGAGUUUAGGCUGGACAGUGAGCUGGAAAAUGGCAUCAAAACAGCAAAGGAGAACUUUGAUUCAGCUGUGUCAAAAUUCACUAUUGAUGCCCUGGAGUUCAAGAAGGGUGGGAAGAAACAGCUAAAGAAGAGCAAGUUGAGUCCAGAUGCUAUAGCCCAGCUGGCUUUUCAGAUGGGCUUCCUGAGGCAGUAUGGAGAGACAGUGGCCACAUAUGAGUCGUGUAGCACUGCAGCAUUCAAGCAUGGCCGCACAGAGACGAUCCGACCGGCUACCUCAUUCACCAAACAGUGUUCCCACGCCUUUGUUUGUCAGCCAGGACAACACAGUGUGGAGCAACUGCAGGCCAUGCUCCAUGAAUGCUCCAAAUAUCAUGGACAGCUCACCAAGGAAGCAGCUAUGGGCCACGGUUUUGACCGACACCUCUUUGCCCUGCGAUACCUGGCCAACUCAAAGGGCCAACCUCUGCCACGCCUGUACACUGACCCUGCAAACCCCUCCAUGAGCAAAUACAUCCUUGCUACCAGCACCCUUACCAGUCCAGCUGUGAGCUAUAUGGGCUUCGCCCCAGUGGUGCCUGAUGGGUUUGGCAUUGGCUAUGCUGUCCACAACGACUGGAUUGGCUGUAAUGUGUCCAGCUACCUGGCUCGCAACGUCCAUGAAUUCGUGCAGUGUGUCCACAAGUCUUUAGAGGACAUUUUCACAGUCCUGGAGGGAAACUCACUCAGUUAA